Molecule: messenger RNA, 4812 nt
Organism: Thecamonas trahens ATCC 50062
Lineage: Eukaryota; Apusomonadida; Apusomonadidae
Product: TKL protein kinase
Exons: 2
Coding region: 1-4812 (1603 amino acids)
Biological process (GO): protein phosphorylation
Molecular function (GO): protein kinase activity; ATP binding
Source: RefSeq, a predicted model, not a curated record
AUGAUUGCCAAUUUACCAGACAAUCUGUCAGCCAAAUGGAUCGUCACCGCUCAUCCCCUCCUCGCCGCCUACCACUUGCAGCAUCCGCUGCAGCAGACACUACCGGAGCCGGAUCUCCUCCCGGUCAACGCCGCGCGGGCAUUUUCGUCUAAUCUGUCAACCUAUGCCGUUCCUGCCUUUGCCCUCGCAGACUCCUGCCUCGUCUCCACCGCCCUCCUCGACGCUCUCAACCUCGCCGUCCCAUCGUCAUGGGACGAUCUGGCCGCGCUCUGCACCGCCGCCGCGCCCUCGGUCGCCACCUGCAUCAGCAUCGACGGCGCUGACCCCACCGCCGCCGCCCACGCCCACUCGUCACUCCUCGUCGACGCCCUCCUCCUCGCCACCCACGGCGAGGAGCUGUACGGCCAGCUGCUGGCCGGCAGCAUCCCACCGUCCGAUCCGCGCAUCGCCGCCGUCCUCGCCGCAGCCAUCAAGCUCAACGCCGGUGCGCCGCUCGGCCUACCAUCCGCGCCCGCCGCCAUCCGCUGCGGCGCCAGCCUCGCCUCGCGCCCGCCCUCGCCCGCCGCCGCCGCCUUCUCCCUCGCCGCCCUCGGCUGCCGUACCGCCCGCUGCUCCGCCCCGCUCCCGGUCACAGGCCUCCGCAUCGGUUGGGCCGUCGCCCCGGCCGCGCCGCACCCUGCUGCCGCCCUCGACGCCCUCGACGCCCUCGACACCCUCGACGCCUCCCAAGCCCUCUCGCCUGCCGCCGAUCUCGUCACCAGCGAGCCCGUGGUCAUGCGGAGCUCAGACGCCGUCGCCUGCCUGUCAUGGCGUGCCGCCGUUGCCGAUCUCUACGCCGUGCCGCCACGCACCUCGCCGCCCGACCACCUCUCGACGCCGUCACCACCACCACCUCCGCCACCGCCUUUGUCACCACCGGCCUCCAAGACUCCCAGCUUGUCCAAGUCGGCCAUCGGCGCGCUGGCCGCCUUCUCGGUCCUCGCGCUCAUCGCUGCCGCCGCCGCCGUCUGUUGGUACUGCAGCAUGCGGAGGAAGCGGGCGGCAGUGGCGCACUCGGCGCGGAGCGGUGGCGCUGAGCACGUGGUCAUCGCGCUCGGCGACGUCGAGCUCGGUGGGCCUCUCCUCAUCUGCCGGCACGCGCAGCGAUGGGUCUACGCCGGGCGCUGGCGCGAGAGCGCUGUGGCCAUCGUCCACAUCCCGGCCUCGUCAGGCGCGGCGCUCGACGGCGCCGGCCCGCUGACCCACUUUCGGCACGAGGCGGCCAAGCUCGCCGAGCUCGACCAUCCGCACGUGGCGGCGGUGUACGGCGUGCUCACGGCGCCGGCGGCAGUCAUCGUCCCGCGGAUGGUCGGCGGCUCGCUCUACGCCGCCCUCCACUCGCCGCAGCUCAAGCUCCCGCACAGCCUCCGCCUCGCCUGGGCCGCCGGCAUCACCCGUGGCCUGGCCUUCCUCCACGCCCGCGGCAUCAUCCAUGGCGCCGUCUCCUCCUCGGCCGUCUACUUUGGCACCGACUGGACGCCCGUCAUCACAGACUUUGCCCAGGCCUCGCUCGUCACCGCCAUCUCCGCCGACAUGCGCGCCGCGUUGGUGAAGCGGCCCUCGUCGCACUCGCCGCACUCACCGCCGCCGUCCUCACACUCACGCUCGCACACGCGAUCACGAUCACGCUCGCCUUCGCCCUCGCGCCACCGCCCCGUCGCCUCGUACUCGCACUCGGUCGCGCCGGCCUUGUCCAUCUCGGCCCUCUCGGGCUCGCUCACCACCUCGGCCGCCGCCGUGGGCAAGACCUCGCGGUCCAUGGCCUCGAUGCGGUCGGUGGGGACCGGCAUGGUCGAGUCGUCGUCGCUGAUGGAGACCGUCUGGUCGGGCCUCUCGGCGGUGAUGGACUGGAGCGCCAAGUCGUCGACGACGCUGGCCGCCGACGAUGCCACCGCCACUGCCGCCCUCGGCACUGACCCGGGCCCGCACCCGCCCGUCCUUGCCCGCGCCGUCUACUGGACCGCGCCCGAGCUGCUUGAGACCGUCCUCUGCCCAUCCGAUCCCACCGUCACCGCUGCCGUCGUCGCCCCCGCCGUCACCGCCGCCUCGGACGCCUACGCCCUCGGCAUCACCCUCUGGGAGCUCUGCUCACGCGCCGAGCCCUAUCGCGGCGCUCACCCGCUAGCUGUCGCCCUUGCCACCGCCGCAGACCUUCUUCGCCCCUCACUCGACGCCGCCGCCACAGGUAUGGCCGACCUCGCCGCCCUCGCCGCCCGCCUCUGGGCUCAUGCGCCCGUCGCCCGCAUCGAUGUCGCCGCCGCCGCCGCCGCCGCCCGCGCCCUCGCCGCCCGCGCCCCGCCGCCGCUCCCGCCGUCCGCCGCCCUCGAUGUCGCUAGUGGUGGUGGUGGUGCUGCUGCUGCUGUCUCCGCCCGCACCUCCCCCAACGCCCGCCUCGCCGGCCGCCGCGCUGGCCGCCCCGUUGUUGCCGCACAGGUCUCGGUGGCCAACGCCGUAGCCUGGCUCCGGGCCUCGCCGCACGACGGCGCUGGCGUCAUCGUCGCCUUCCACGCCACCGUCGCCGCCGUCGCCGCCAAGUAUCAGCUCGCCGUCGCCGGCUGGGAGGUGGGCCAGGUGACGCUCGUCGGCUGCGAUCCGGUCGCCGUCCUCACCGCAGGCCGCGAGCUGCUCGAGGUGACCGGCGCACAGCUGCCGCUCUCCGUCCUCAUCGCCAGCAGCGAUCCCAGGCCGCCGGCCCGCGCCCGCACCACCGCCCGCCGCGGCUACGAUCCGCACGUCGCCGCCCUCGCCCUCCUCGCCGACGCCUGGGCCGCCCUCUUUGGCCGCCCGGCUGUCGCCCUCCUCACCGCCGCCGUCAACGCCGCAGGCGCAGACACCGCCGAGCCGGCAGUCCAUCUCCACGCAUACCUCGUCCAGCAGCAGAUGGUCGUCGCCGCCUCCUCGCGCGCCGCCGCCCCGCCGCUCCCGCUCAUCGCCCUCGCCGCCGCCCGCGGCCUCUUUGUCCACGUCGCCCUCUCAGGCGCCCUGCCCUGGCCCUCGGCCGCUCCAGCCUCGGCCGUCGCCCCCGAGCUCGUCUCCGCCCGCGCCGACCUCGCCGCCUCCUCCGCCGGUGCCUUUCUCCGCAUCGCCUUUGGCGGGCCGGCCGGUGGCCCGUCGUCCUUCACGCCCUCGUCGUCCUACCCGUCGUCCGAGCUCCCGCCCCUGACCGAGCCCAUCGCCCUCGCCUCGGACCUGCUCGCCGCCGCCACCACCACCGCCGCCGCCGCCCGCUCCGCCAUCCCCAUCGCCCGCUCAAGCUCGGCCACCACGGCCCUCUGCCCGGCUCCGACCCGGGCCCACCUCCGCCUGGACCUCUCUGUCCUCUCUCGCCGCCUGUCCACCUCCUCCUCCUCGUCGCCGUCGUCGUCGUCGUCAUCGUCGUCAUCGUCGUCAUCGUCGUCAUCAACAUCAUCAUCGUCCGCCUCGUCGUCCGCUUCCUCGUCGUCUGCUGCCGAGGAGCAGCAGGCCCGUCGCACGCCGCCCUCGUCGCCAUCGUCCUCGUCCUCGCCCUCGUCCUCGUCCUCGUCCUCGCUGGUGGCGGCAAACGAGGCGAACCCGGGCGGCUCGCCGCUGGCAUCGACGCGGACCGAGACAACGGCAGGCUCUGCCGCUGACGAUCUCUCGCUGCCGUCGGACGCCGUCUCGCACUGCCUCAUCUCGUCGUCGACGGGCAUCUGCCUCGGCGGUGGAGGGAGGGCCAAGAGCGCCGGUGGCUUCUCGGUCGGCUUCCCCGUCGGCGGCGUGGCAGGCCUCCCAGCACUGCGUCCGCUGCCGUGGCGGGUGCCCGGCGGCCUGAUCCGCUCGCUGGUGGCUUCGGGCCGCGGGCGCGGGUGGUCCGGCUCGUGCGGCGCGAGCACGCCCGGCCGCUACGCCCAGCCCUUUGGCCGGGCCGACAUCGCCGUGGUCGUCAAGGUUCUCCGCCGCCAGGCCUACGCGCCCGAGGCCCUUGUCCGCAUCGUCGCUGCCGCCUCCACCGCCGCCCUCGUCGCCGAGGCCUCGCCAGCCCUCAUCGGCCCGCUCGCCGUCUGCCUCGACCCGCCGCACAUCGCCCUCGUCUACCCGCGCUAUCCGGCAGGCACCCUCGCCGACGCCCUCGCCACCGCUGCCCCGGCCUCCCUCGCCCCGCCGAUUGUCCGCGCCGUCGCCAUCGCCACCGCCACCGCCCUCGCCCGCCUCCACGCCGCUCUCGGCGACGGCUCGGGCCACGGCAUGCUCCACCCGGCCAACAUCCUCCUCGUCGCCUCACGCACCGGCGAUACCGUCGAUGCGCACCUAGUCGACUUUAGCCUCGGCCCCAUCCGCGCAGAGCUCGGCGCCCUCGCCGCCGUACCGCACCCGGCUUACGCCGCUCCCGAUCUCCUUGCCCCCGCCGCUGCCGCCGCCGCCCUCGCCGCCGCCGCACGCGAUGUGCCCACCUCCUCAGCGUCGUCGUCCCUCUCCUCGGCGCCCGCGGACGUCUUUAUCUUUGCCUCGAUCCUCUACGAGAUGCUCACCGGCCGCAAGGCCUUUGCCGGCCACAACGUCCUCGCCGUCGCCGCCGCCGUCGCCGACUGCCGCACCCCACCCGUCCUCCCGGACACCAUCGCCUCGCCCGAGCUCCGCGCCAUCAUGGCGGAAGCGUGGGCGCCCGAUCCGGCCGCACGUCCCUCCAUGCGCGACAUUGCCGCCCGCCUCGCCCUCCUCGCCACAGCAGACUACGCCGCCCAAGGCCGCUCCCACCCGCCCGCCGGCCGAAUCUCGCUCGCCGUCGCCGCCCAUCGCUACGCCUCGCGCUAG